AAUGUCGUCCUGGAGCUGUGCGAGAAUAGCUUGCUGCCGGGAGAGAUUGUUCAUUCAUAUUUUUUUUAUAAUCAAAACAAAAUCACUGAGAUUUUCAAUUUCAGCUCCAUUUUUUUCACAGUAACGAUGUAUAAAGCUGGAAAACGGUUGAUAAGAGGCUUAUCGACUCACACAUCUCAUCGUCCUCUACGUGUCUGCGUAGUCGGCAGUGGACCAGCUGGUUUCUACACAGCUGAAAAAAUGCUUAAAGCUCAUCAAGAAGCAGAAAUUGACAUCAUUGAUCGAUUGCCUACUCCUUUCGGAUUAGUGCGGUCCGGCGUUGCACCUGAUCAUCCCGAAACGAAGAUUGUAAUAAAUCAAUUUUCGAGGAUUGUGCAACACGAACGCUGCUCGUUUCUUGGGAAUGUCACUCUCGGUUCCUCUAUUUCUCUUCCUGAGCUUCGUGAGCUGUAUCACGUGGUUGUGCUUGCAUAUGGUGCCGAAAGUGAUAGAGCUCUUGGAAUACCUGGCGAAGAUUUGUUGGGGAUACACUCAGCUAGAGAAUUUGUUUGGUGGUACAACGGGCACCCGGAUUGCAAAAACCUUAAUCCUGAUUUGAAAGGCACUGAUACAGCCGUUAUUCUUGGUCAGGGAAAUGUAGCUCUUGAUGUUGCUCGUAUCCUUUUACAACCAACUGCGGAAUUGGCAAGAACUGAUAUUGCUUGCCAUGCUUUGGCUGCUUUGGAACAAAGCUCUAUAAGGAAGGUCUAUCUAGUCGGAAGACGUGGACCAAUUCAGGCGGCUUUCACUACAAAAGAGCUGCGCGAAGUUCUUGGCAUUACAGAUAUACAUAUUCACAUUAAGGAGGCUGAUUUACGUAAAAGCUCUGAAGACGAGGAAGAAUUGAAAGGCAGCCGAAUCCGGAGGAGGCUUUAUGAUUUGCUCUCAAAGACUGCCACCGUAGGACCUUCUCAUCCCAGUUCUGGCCAGCGAGAACUUCACUUUGUUUUCUUUAGGAAACCUGAUAGGUUUCUUGAUUCAGGUGUUAGAGCUGGCCAUGUUGCUGGUGUGCACUUUGAGAAGACUUUUCUUAAAGGUGUUAGCCCUGGAAAACAAGUUGCUUUAGGUACUGGAAAUUUUGAGGACAUUGACUCUGGGAUGGUGUUAAAGAGCAUUGGUUACAAAUCAGUGCCAGUUGAUGGCUUACCCUUUGAUCAUCAGAAAGGUGUGGUUCCCAAUAUUGGUGGUCGAGUUCUCACAGAUGCUUCAGGAGAUCCAAUACUGCAUGAGAAGGGCCUGUAUGUAUGUGGGUGGUUGAAAAGAGGACCAACUGGGAUUAUUGGUACAAACCUCUAUUGUGCCGAAGAAACUGUUGCUAGCAUAUCACAAGACCUUGAACAAGGAGCACUUGCAGCUAAUGCUAAUUUGCCAAAGCAUGGAAGAGAGGGUCUCCUGCAGUUACUUAAUGAAAGACAUGUAAAAUUUGUACCAUUCAGCGGAUGGAAAAAGAUUGAUGCUGAAGAGAAGAGGCUUGGAAGUCUGAUAAACAAACCUAGAGAGAAAUUAGCAUCAUGGAAAGACUUGCUGAAAGUUGUUGCUGAAUGACACACCCUCUUCAAAUCCUAGCGUGGUGGUGGGGACUUUGCAUGAAGGAGAAGAAUGAAGUAGUGGUAUCAAGUCAGCAUCUUUUUCACAUCCUGUCAGGUCUCCAUGUUCUUUUCACCAAUUUUCAUCUGUUGGAUCUUUGAUCACAAAGCAUGCCUCAUAAGUUAGCACCAUAUUAUGUACCCAUAAAAAUUGCAAUUUUCCCCUUCCCUUAUUUGAUAGCAUUUGCAACCACUAACUUAUUUUUAAGAUCAAAAGUGUUGUUGACAAAUAGGUCAUUAGCUAGAUUAGCAGUAGGAUAUGGACAGGGUCAAAUUCCACCAUGCUUUCAAUUUUGAAGCCUUGAGAGAAUUUUGAUUUUUUUUACUUCCUUCCUGGAAGUGCUUGAGCUUAUAAUGAGGGUCUAUGUCAUUUAUUGCUCCA
Mercurialis annua (annual mercury) is the source of this 2007-nucleotide messenger RNA. Its product is annotated as NADPH:adrenodoxin oxidoreductase, mitochondrial. The record is from RefSeq and is a predicted model, not a curated record. NCBI's taxonomy places the organism in Eukaryota, Viridiplantae, Streptophyta, Magnoliopsida, Malpighiales, Euphorbiaceae. The transcript is spliced from 14 exons. The annotation marks the transcript as partial. Gene Ontology annotation, molecular function: oxidoreductase activity.